Callithrix jacchus (white-tufted-ear marmoset) is the source of this 4167-nucleotide messenger RNA. It is a transcript of the gene TBC1D1, whose product is annotated as TBC1 domain family member 1. NCBI's taxonomy places the organism in Eukaryota, Metazoa, Chordata, Mammalia, Primates, Cebidae. The record is from RefSeq and is a predicted model, not a curated record.
UUUUUGCAUACGAAGUAUGUGAAAUAGAUUGCUUGGUCUAAAAGAGAAAAAGAGUGGCAACUGCUUUGCUGAGUUCCCAGACCGUUCCUAAGAUGGAACCAAUAACAUUCACAGCAAGGAAACAUCUGCUUCCUAAUGAGGUCUCGGUGGACUUUGGCCUGCAGCUGGUGGGUUCCCUGCCUGUGCAUUCCCUGACCACCAUGCCCAUGCUGCCCUGGGUUGUGGCGGAGGUUCGAAGACUCAGCAGGCAGUCUUCCAGGAAGGAACCUGUAACCAAGCAAGUCCGGCUUUGUGUUUCACCCUCUGGACUGAGAUGUGAACCCGAGCCAGGGAGAAGUCAACAGUGGGAUCCCCUGAUCUGUUCCAGCAUCUUUGAGUGCAAGCCUCAGCACGUUCACAAACUGAUUCACAACAGUCAUGACCCAAGUUACUUUGCUUGUCUGAUUAAGGAAGACGCCGACCAUCGGCAGAGCAUCUGCUAUGUGUUCAAAGCCGACGAUCAAACAAAAGUGCCUGAGAUCAUCAGCUCCAUCCGGCAGGCGGGGAAGAUCGCCCGGCAGGAGGAGCUGCACUGCCCGUCGGAGUUCGACGACACGUUUUCCAAGAAGUUCGAGGUGCUCUUCUGCGGCCGUGUAACGGUGGCGCACAAGAAGGCCCCGCCAGCCCUGAUCGAUGAGUGCAUCGAGAAGUUCAAUCACGUCAGCGGCAGCCGGGGGUCCGAGAGCCCCCGUCCCGGACCGCCCCACGCCGCGACCACCGGCGGGUGCCAGGAGCCUGGGUGCAGGCCCAUGCGCAAGUCCUUCUCCCAGCCCGGCCUGCGCUCGCUGGCCUUCAGGAAGGAGCUGCAGGAUGCGGGCCUCCGGGCUAGCGGCUUCUUCAGCUCCUUCGAGGAGAGCGACAUUGAGAACCACCUUAUUAGCGGACACAAUAUUGUGCAGCCCACAGAUAUUGAGGAAAAUCGAACUAUGCUCUUCACGAUUGGCCAGUCUGAAGUUUACCUCAUCAGUCCUGACACCAAAAAAAUCGCAUUGGAGAAAAAUUUUAAGGAGAUAUCCUUUUGCUCUCAGGGCAUCAGACACGUGGACCACUUUGGGUUUAUCUGCCGGGAGUCUUCUGGAGGUGGCGGCUUUCAUUUUGUCUGUUACGUGUUUCAGUGCACAAAUGAGGCUCUGGUUGACGAAAUUAUGAUGACCCUGAAACAGGCCUUCACGGUGGCUGCAGUGCAGCAGACGGCCAAGGCACCAGCCCAGCUAUGUGAGGGCUGCCCACUGCAAGGCCUGCACAAGCUCUGUGAGAGGAUAGAGGGAAUGAAUUCUUCCAAAACCAAACUAGAACUGCAAAAGCACCUGACGACAUUAACUAAUCAGGAGCAGGCAACAAUUUUUGAGGAGGUUCAGAAAUUGAGACCAAGAAAUGAGCAGCGAGAGAAUGAAUUGAUUAUUUCUUUCCUGAGAUGUUUAUAUGAAGAGAAACAAAAAGAGCACAUCCAUAUUGGGGAGAUGAAGCAGAUAUCACAGAUUGCAGCAGAGAAUAUUGGAAGUGAAUUACCACCCAGUGCCACUCGAUUUAGGCUAGAUAUGCUGAAAAACAAAGCAAAGAGAUCUUUAACAGAAUCUUUAGAAAGUAUUUUGUCCCGGGGUAAUAAAGCCAGAGGUCUGCAAGAACACUCCACCAGUGUGGAUCUGGAUAGCUCCGUAUCGAGCACAUUAAGUAACACCAGCAAAGAGCCGUCCGUGUGUGAAAAGGAGGCCUUGCCCAUCUCUGAGAGCUCAUUCAAGCUCCUCGGCUCCUCAGAGGACCUGUCCAGUGACUCGGAGAGCCAUCUUCCAGAAGAGCCAGCUCCACUGUCGCCCCAGCAGGCCUUCAGGAGGCGAGCGAACACCCUGAGUCACUUCCCCAUGGAAUGCCAGGAGUCUCCACAACCGGCUCGGGGGUCCCCAGGGGUUUCGCAAAGGAAACUUUUGAGGUAUCACUCAGUGAGCACAGAGACGCCUCAUGAACGAAAUGUGGAUCCUUCACCUGUGGGCCAGUCUAAGUGCUGCCCAGGUCAGUCUUCAGCUCCUGCUCCUCCACCUCGUCUUAACCCCUCUGCCUCCUCGCCAAACUUUUUUAAGUACCUAAAACAUAAUUCCAGUGGAGAACAAAGUGGGAAUGCUGUGCCAAAGAGCAUCUCCUACCGUAAUGCCCUGCGGAAAAAACUUCAUUCUUCUUCCUCUGUGCCAAAUUUUCUAAAAUUUCUGGCUCCUGUAGAUGAAAAUAACACCUCUGACUUUAUGAACACAAAAAGGGACUUUGAAUCCAAAGCAAACCAUCUUGGUGAUUCUGGUGGGACCCCUGUGAAGACCCGGAGGCAUUCUUGGAGGCAGCAGAUAUUCCUCCGAGUAGCCACCCCGCAGAAGGCAUGUGAUUCUCCCAGCAGAUAUGAAGAUUAUUCAGAGCUGGGAGAGCUUCCCCCACGAUCUCCUUUAGAACCAGUUUGUGAAGAUGGACCCUUUGGCCCUGCACCAGAGGAAAAGAAAAGGACAUCUCGUGAGCUCCGAGAGUUGUGGCAAAAGGCUAUUCUUCAACAGAUACUGCUGCUCAGAAUGGAAAAGGAAAAUCAGAAGCUCCAAGCCUCCGAAAAUGAUUUGCUAAACAAGCGCCUGAAGCUCGAUUAUGAAGAAAUUACUCCCUGUCUUAAAGAAGUAACUACAGUGUGGGAAAAGAUGCUUAGCACUCCAGGAAGAUCAAAAAUUAAGUUUGACAUGGAAAAAAUGCACUUGGCUGUUGGGCAAGGUGUGCCACGUCAUCACCGAGGUGAAAUCUGGAAAUUUCUAGCUGAGCAAUUCCACCUUAAACACCAGUUUCCCAGCAAACAGCAGCCAAAGGAUGUGCCAUACAAAGAACUCUUAAAGCAGCUGACUUCUCAGCAGCAUGCAAUUCUUAUCGACCUUGGGCGAACCUUUCCUACACACCCGUACUUCUCUGCCCAGCUUGGAGCAGGACAGCUGUCGCUUUACAACAUUUUGAAGGCCUACUCACUUCUAGACCAGGAAGUAGGAUAUUGCCAAGGUCUCAGCUUUGUCGCAGGCAUUUUGCUUCUUCAUAUGAGUGAAGAAGAGGCGUUUAAAAUGCUCAAGUUUCUGAUGUUUGACAUGGGGCUGCGGAAGCAGUAUCGGCCAGACAUGAUUAUUUUACAGAUCCAGAUGUACCAGCUCUCGAGGCUGCUUCACGAUUACCACAGAGACCUCUACAAUCACCUGGAGGAGCACGAGAUCGGCCCCAGCCUCUAUGCCGCACCCUGGUUCCUCACCGUGUUUGCCUCACAGUUCCCACUGGGAUUCGUAGCCAGAGUCUUUGAUAUGAUUUUUCUUCAGGGAACAGAGGUCAUAUUUAAAGUGGCUUUAAGUCUGUUGGGAAGCCAUAAGCCCUUGAUUCUGCAGCAUGAAAACCUAGAAACCAUAGUUGACUUUAUAAAAAACACGCUACCCAACCUGGGCUUGGUACAGAUGGAAAAGACCAUCAAUCAGGUAUUUGAGAUGGACAUUGCUAAACAGUUACAAGCUUACGAAGUUGAGUACCAUGUGCUUCAAGAAGAACUGAUCGAUUCCUCCCCUCUCAGUGACAACCAAAGAAUGGAUAAAUUAGAGAAAAGCAACAGCAGCUUACGCAAACAGAACCUUGACCUCCUCGAACAGUUGCAGGUGGCAAAUGGUAGGAUCCAAAGCCUUGAGGCCACCAUUGAGAAGCUCCUGAGCAACGAGAGCAAGCUGAAGCAGGCCAUGCUUACCUUAGAGCUGGAGCGGUCGGCACUGCUGCAGAGCGUGGAGGAGCUGCGGCGGCGGAGCGCAGAGCCAAGCCGUCUGGGGUCUGAGCACGCGCAGCCGGAGCCCACGGGUGACUGACAGCUCUGCGAGAGAGAUUGCAACACCAUCCUCCACUGUCCAGGCCUUAACUGAAAGGGACAGAAGAUGCUGGAGGGCGAGAAGGAAGCGUGAAGUGUGCUUCUCAGGGAGGAAACUGGCUUGCCAGCAAGUAGAUUCUUAAAAACUCAAGACUUGCUAUUCAGGGGCGUGUCCCAGUGUUUUUGUUGUUGUUUUAGAUUCUAAAUCGUCCCUUCUGCAGUCCUGAUGACUGUACACAGUAGCUUUAGAUGGUGUGGACACGAAUAAACGCAACUUACGUUUU